This is a messenger RNA of Acaulospora colombiana, 584 nucleotides long. The record is from the annotation of a GenBank genome assembly. Lineage: Eukaryota; Fungi; Glomeromycota; Glomeromycetes; Diversisporales; Acaulosporaceae.
ACGCCGACGGUGGAGAAAUGGUACUGAGGCGGAUAGAGGCAAUGGGCGUCAAGUUCGUGACCAAAGUGGGCGUCGAGGAUAUCACCACCGAAUCCCGUUCAGAAGGAGAGACCUUCACCGGAUUCGAUCUUUCCGACGGAACCCACCUCGAGUCCAAUUUGGUCAUUUUUGCAAUAGGUAUCAAGCCUAGAGACGAGUUAGCGAAAGUAUCUGGUAUCGAAACUUAUGAAAAGGGAGGAAUUAUAGUUGGUGACGACCUCAAAACGAGCGCCAAAGACGUAUAUGCGAUAGGGGACCUAGUUGAAAUGGCCGAUAUACUGGCAUUUAACCUGACGCAGACGAAUACUGGCGUCGGUACGUUCAAACCGCGCCAAAUGAAUAAUCCGGAUUUGUCGACAAAUGAAGCGCUCAGGGUCCUGCUUGGCAUACCACUCUGGUGGAUUGAGAUACAGUUUAUCAAUAGAGCGAUGUUGACUGAAGAACAAACAAGUGUAUUAGCAAGGAUAAAAGACGAUUAUUGCUUUUAUGAAGACACUCACAAGUAUUCAGUAAGCGCGACACGGUUGUACCUGGAAACGUCUUAG